AUGAACAAACAAACUUUCUACAGGCCAUGGGGCUCUUUUCUUGCAUAUGGCACACGCGAGCGAGCAAACUGGUGCAAACAACUGGUCUUUUCAAAACAUGAUAUCGUUGUCUCUUUCUUAGCGCCAGCUCCAAUCGCUAUAGCUCUUGAACACUGUUUCCUUUGUUACGAAAAAAAAGUCGCAUCGUAUUGGUGCAAAGCAGUGUAUUUGUCAGCAAGCAAGGUGCCUGCUGCCGCUGCUAAGUGUCAGCCUCUAGUAGACAAAAUUUCAUUCAUUGAUUGUCGGCAUUUGGCCACGCUUGAUUUGGGCAUCCCACAACCUGCCCACAAGCUCCUCAACCACUACCAUCAUCGAUCAUCCAUGACGCCCACUCAUGACCACCGCACCACCACUGUCACCAAUGGCCACCACAACCCACAACCCUCAUUGACCACCCACAACCAGCCCGGCAUGCCCCAACACCACAAGAACAACGCGGCAAUGCCACAUCACCAGCUCUGGCAAGAAAACGAGUGCCUGCAACAUCAACGCGACAACAAGGACAGUGACAACGUUGUGUGCCAACCCAGAUGUGCCACGUCAUCCCAGAUGGCGACAACAUAUGCCAUCAUCACCGUCCACAGUAGACAGUGGCCAUCUACAAAGAAAUCAGUAGAUUCAGUACACACAAGUAGCUCUGGUAGCAAGGUGUACCAGUGCCUAUCUAAGUGGAAGGAGGGUGUACCGAGGGCUAUCAGGUGCAAGGGAAGAGCUACCCAGGCUACUGAGAUGUCACAAUUUUCUCCUGAUGUUGUGAUGAAGCCUGGAAAAAACAAGGACGGCUAUUUCACGUGCGAUGAGAUCAUUGCUCAAGCUCAGAAAGCAAUUGACAUCUGCACCAAAUAUUGGCCCGAAUUUGAGGAUGUCUUCAUUUAUGACAACGCACCAACCCAUUUGAAGCGUCCUGAAGACUCGCUCUCUGCACGAUGGAUGCCUAAAUACACACCACCCCCAAACCAUAAUUGGGGAAUUGAGGUGAUGGAGCAUGAUCCCAUCACCAAAAAGCCGGUCUAUCUGCCUAAUGGAUCUCCCAAAAAAAUCAAGAUAAAGAUGGGCGACGCUCAGUUUGCUGAUGGCACACCGCAAUCCCUCUAUUUCCCUGAUGGCCACUCCUGCACAGGGGUAUUCAAAGGCAUGAAAAUAAUCUUGGAAGUCCGCGGCUACAAAGACGUUGACAAAAAACUUGCGCAAUGCAAAGAUUUUAAAUGCUGA
Molecule: messenger RNA, 1251 nt
Organism: Laccaria bicolor S238N-H82
Lineage: Eukaryota; Fungi; Basidiomycota; Agaricomycetes; Agaricales; Hydnangiaceae
Exons: 5
Coding region: 1-1251 (416 amino acids)
Source: RefSeq, a predicted model, not a curated record